Messenger RNA from Hippocampus zosterae (dwarf seahorse), 1074 nucleotides. RefSeq names its product mitochondrial ribosomal protein L16 (gene mrpl16). Bases 91 to 864 code for a protein of 257 amino acids. Gene Ontology annotation, biological process: mitochondrial translation. The record is from RefSeq and is a predicted model, not a curated record. The transcript has 5 exons. Lineage: Eukaryota; Metazoa; Chordata; Actinopteri; Syngnathiformes; Syngnathidae. Gene Ontology annotation, cellular component: mitochondrial large ribosomal subunit; ribosome. Gene Ontology annotation, molecular function: rRNA binding; structural constituent of ribosome.
AUACGAUAAUAAAAAUAAGCCAGUCAAAAUGUUACUACGGUGGCACUGAGUUGUGGUGUCUUGUUAUAGUCGUCUGUCAGGAUUCAGAAGAUGAUCUCGAUCAUCAAGGCUGCUGUGGGUGGCGUGGCUGCCGUCUGCGCCCACGUUCACCAAAACGGUUUUCAGCACCAUCACUUACGAGUUCUAACUGCUGGCCUGAAGACAUUUGAAAUUCCACCUGACUACAGUGAUGUGGUGUUGCCAGACAAACCCAAACUGAAGUUUAUGAACAAGGUGCCUAAUUUAAAAAAAGCCAAGAAGGAAAUGAAGAAGCUACGGGACAUUCAAGGCCCAGCUCGGGCAGCAAAUACCUUCACAACUGGAAAGUAUGCAAUCGUGGCAAUGGGGGGAGGCUACCUCCACUGGGGUCACAUGGAGAUGAUUCGUCUCACCAUCAACCGCAAGAUGGAUUCCCGUACUACGUUUGCUCGCUGGCGCAUCAAUGCCCCUUACAAGCCAAUCACACGCAAAGGGCUGGGGCAGCGCAUGGGUGGUGGCAAGGGAGCCAUCGACCACUAUGUGACGCCGGUCCGUUUUGGUCGCUUCAUUGUGGAAGUGGGAGGAAAGGUGGAGUUUGCGGAAGUGCAGCAUAUUUUGACUGAAGUGGCAAAGAAACUUCCUUUCCCUGCAGAUGUGAUGAGUCGAGAAAGCCUGGAAGCCUUUCAUCAGAAUCAAGCCAAUAUGGAGGAGAACAACCAGAACCCGUGGACCUUCAAGCAGAUUGUCCAAGGAAACAUGCUUGGUAUCAGGAAGGUCCUCAGCCCCUUUGACCUAAUACAUCAGGGACGCUUCACAGGAAAAUUUUACAACCCAGGAAGGGUAUGACAGAUCCACAAAGACAGAGACCAGUGAUGACGAUGUGUGUCCUUCGCUUCAGUGAAAAGAACCUCGACUUCCAAAGACUUUGGCUUUUUGAAAUACAUGUAACUCCUUUUUGUAUUAAUAUGCAUUUUCAUUUGUGCGUGUGUUCAAACUCCUUUGAUGUCUUAUUCUCAAUACAACCAGUCAGUUGAGGUGAAAUAAACAUUUGGACUC